Molecule: messenger RNA, 499 nt
Organism: Hipposideros armiger (great roundleaf bat)
Lineage: Eukaryota; Metazoa; Chordata; Mammalia; Chiroptera; Hipposideridae
Gene: BRIX1
Product: biogenesis of ribosomes BRX1
Exons: 3
Coding region: 75-368 (97 amino acids)
Biological process (GO): ribosomal large subunit assembly; rRNA processing
Cellular component (GO): nucleolus
Molecular function (GO): rRNA binding
Source: RefSeq, a predicted model, not a curated record
GUACCAUAGAGUUCGGAAAGGGGAGCGAGUAGCUGAACCGGAAGGAAGGCCAAGAGCGAAGGCGGCGAGGCAAGAUGGCGGCGACCAAGAGGAAGCGGCGUGGAGGUUUGGCAGUUCAAGCGAAGAGGCCAAAAAGAAGCGAAAAAGAUGCCAGGCUGCCUCCUAAGCAGCGCGACGUGGCAGAAGAGCCGGAGGAUGAAGAGAGAAACCGUAUCCCAGGCCCCGUUUGCCAGGGCAAGUGGAAAAAUAAGGAACGGAUUCUCAUCUUUUCUUCCAGAGGAAUAAAUUUCAGAACAAGACAUUUAAUGCAAGACUUAAGAAUGUUGAUGCCUCAUUCUAAAGCAGGUCCAGAAAUGCCUUCAUUGUAAUGCUCUCAGAGGUCAUGGUUUGUCCUUUGAAAUGAUUCAGGACUGCCAUGUAUUUAUUGCUUUGUGCAUUAAAAAACAAAAAAAGGCCGACCGAGUGGCUCAGUUGGCUAAACGCAUGCUCAAGAGUGCGA